GAUUUAGCUUCAUUCGUUACGCGGCAUUCUCAGCUGUAGCACCUGGCAUCCAGUCCAGUAACUCCCAAGCCCAAAAUAUAUAUAUAUAUAAUUACAUAUAUAUAGCUAGUGGCAAAUCGGGCGCUGAACGCGUACCCAAAUUUUGAUAUUGACGUGUGGCACAGCAGCAAAGGCAACAACAACACGUCAAAAUGGCUGUUGUCCCCUUCUUUUAUGUGCCAAAGCGCGUGAUUGUGGCCAUAAUGUUGUUCAUGAUGUGCCUCAUCAAUUAUAUGAUGCGCGUCAAUCUGUCCAUUAAUAUCAUUGCCAUGGUUACGGAUCGGGAUGAGAACGGAACACUCGUGGAGCAGCCAGAUUAUGGCGUGCGCUACGACUGGUCCCAGCAGGAUCAGGCCCUGCUGCUGGGUGGCUAUUUCUAUGGCUAUAUGAUCACCUCGUUACCGGGCGGCACUCUGGCCGAGAUGCUCGGUGGUCGCAAUGUGGCUGGAUAUAGUUGCCUGCUGGGCGCCUUACUAACCGCUCUGACACCUGCUGCCGCUGCCUGGGACAAAUACGCCGUCUUUGCCCUGCGCUUUCUUAUUGGCCUCGUGUCGGGUGUCGUCUAUCCGUGCUGUCACAAUUUGGUCUCAAAGUGGUCUCCGCCGGAUGAGAAGGGAAAGUUUGUGGCCUCGCUGAUGGGCGGCACAUUUGGUACGGUCAUCACGUGGCCACUGUGCGGCCUCAUCAUUGAAGGUAUUGGCUGGGCGUGGGCCUUCUAUAUAGUCGCUGCUUUUGUGGUAGUCGUUGUGGGCUUGUGGUUCUAUUUGGUGACCGAUACGCCUGCCCAGCACAGCUCCAUCAGUAUCAAGGAACGGGAGUAUAUUGAGAACAGUCUGGGCUCCACUCUAGGCAACAAGUCGAAAUGGCCUCCAUAUAGCCAGUUGAUCUUCUCGAUGCCGUUCUGGGCGUUGACCUUGCUGCAUUAUGGUAGCAUGUGGGGUCUCUUCUUCCUGAUUACAGCCACACCAAAAUUCUUAAGCGAAGUGCUUGGCUUCAAUCUCUCCUCAGCAGGCUUCCUGUCCAGCUUGCCACACAUUGCACGCCUAUUGGCUGCCUUUGGCUUUGGGUCCGUUGCGGAUUGGAUUCGACGCAAGGGCUGGUGGACGCUUACGUUCACUCGCAAGUUCUUCUGCAUUCCUUCUCACAUCUUGCCUGGCAUUAUGCUCAUCGUAUUGGCGUUCUGCGGUCGCGAUCCUUACGUGUGUGUGGCCAUAAUGACCAUUUCGCUGGGCUUCAACGGUGCUGCGACUUCCACCAAUUUGGCCAACUCUCAGGAUCUGGCGCCCAACUUUGCGGGCACCAUGUACGGCAUCAUCAAUUGCCUGGGCACCACACCGGGCAUCUUCUCGCCACUGAUUGUGGCCGCAUUUACCCAAAACAAGAACACCAUCGAUGAAUGGUUCUGGAUAUUUGUGAUUGGCGCCGCGGCCUACAUUUUACCUGCCAUAUUUUUCUGGGUUUUUGGCUCGGGAAAGAUACAAAAAUGGAAUGAGGUGCAAACCACCGAACCUAAGGAAGAUGUUGUCAAUACAAAGUUGUAGUUUGUGCCUUGGCAAUCUGCUGUGAUGUCGUAGUACUCUAUAUAUAGCCAUAUAAUUAUGUCGUAUGUACAUUUGUGUAUAUAAGCUAAUUGUACCUGUAAAGGGUGCACCAAUAGCAAGUCCUAUUAAACUUAAUGCUGGUAUUUAUUAUUU
Messenger RNA from Drosophila hydei, 1733 nucleotides. Its product is annotated as sialin. Gene Ontology annotation, cellular component: plasma membrane. Gene Ontology annotation, biological process: transmembrane transport; monoatomic anion transport. Gene Ontology annotation, molecular function: transmembrane transporter activity. The coding region runs from base 192 to 1580 and encodes 462 amino acids. The transcript is spliced from 7 exons. NCBI's taxonomy places the organism in Eukaryota, Metazoa, Arthropoda, Insecta, Diptera, Drosophilidae. The record is from RefSeq and is a predicted model, not a curated record.